This is a messenger RNA of Sphenostylis stenocarpa, 4321 nucleotides long. The record is from the annotation of a GenBank genome assembly. NCBI's taxonomy places the organism in Eukaryota, Viridiplantae, Streptophyta, Magnoliopsida, Fabales, Fabaceae.
AUUUUGGGUUGCACUACGGUUUCAGCAACUGCUUUUUCUCCGAAAGUUUGGCAGAGCUGCGUCUUUUGAAGAUUUGCCUGUUAACUCAAGGUUGUUUGUAUGGGCUUAUCACUCUGAUUGCCUAGAUAAUUUAUUUGGUUCUGUCAUACCCAAUGAACCCUCGUGGCAAGAAAUGCGGGCUUUGGGUUUGGGCUUUUGGUAUGCUAACAUACCUCAAUUACGUGCAAGGAUGGAGAAAUUGGCAAGAGCUCAGUAUUUGAAGAACAAAAAUCCAAAGGAUUGUGCUUUGCUGUAUAUUGCAUUGAAUAGAAUUCAAGUUUUGGCCGGCCUAUUCAAAAUAAGUAAGGAUGAGAAGGAUAAGCCUCUAGUGGGCUUUCUUUCUCGCAAUUUUCAGGACGAGAAAAAUAAAGCUGCUGCUUUAAAAAAUGCUUAUGUAUUACUGGGAAGGCAUCAGCUGGAAUUAGCAGUUGCUUUCUUUUUGCUUGGAGGUGAUCAUUCUUCUGCUAUAAACGUUUGUGCUAAGAAUCUUGGGGAUGAACAGCUUGCCUUAGUAAUUUGUCGACUUGUUGAUGGCCAUGGUGGACCUUUGGAGCAUCAUCUAAUUACCAAGUACAUAAUUCCAUCUGCAAUUGAUAAAGGAGAUUACUGGCUUGCAAGCCUUCUGGAGUGGGAAAUGGGUAAUUACUACAAAUCUUUUUAUAGAAUGCUAGAGUUUUCAGCAAACCCUGUGCCUCAGGAGUCCACUGUCAUGUCCAAUUGUGGUCCUUUUCUGGACCCUACAGUUGGAUUUUAUUGCCAAAUGCUAGCAACAAAGAAUAGCAUGCGGAAUGCUGUAGGGGAGCAAAAUUCUGUAAUUCUUUUGAGAUGGGCAACUUUGAUGACAGUUUCUGCCUUAAAGAGAUGUGGUAAUCCUCUUGAAGCGUUGGAGUAUUUCUCAUCUUCACUGAGCAUGCCUGGGACUGCAGAUCAAGAAAGUGAAUUAGGUGACAGUCAUGAUGUGCUGUCCAAUACUCUUAAGCCUUUGCCAAGAAAAUGCUCUAAUUGGUUGUCUGCUAAUGUGUCUGUGCAUCUGGAGUUCCAUAUUAAAUUGAAUUUGGCACUUUGCUACUUAUCAAAAUUGAUAAAAGAGCAUCCAAGCUGGUUUGACACUUUUGCAGAAUACAAUGAAGAAGCCUCUGAUUCUGACGAGUGCCUGAUGCACUAUGAGAAAUCGGUUGAAAGUUUUAAACAAAAGUUAUACAGAGGGCUUGCUCUAUUUGAGCAGAGGUUUUUAUUGGCUCCCCACUGUCUAAUCAGCAUGAUUUUACUCUUUCUUUGUCAUCAUGGAUCAUUGUACAUUGGAUAUGAUAUUCCAGAUGGAUGCACUCAAGGAGAACUGUAUCAAAAGAAGAGCAAUAUAUUUGAUGAUUUCAAUUUAUAUUACUCUAGGGUUACACCCCUGUUUAAGACCGUAGAAGAAGUCUCCUAUUUCUAUUCAAGAUUAUUUUGUGCCUGCAGUAUGGAAAAUUCUCAACGAUAUUUGAUUAUUGAUAGUAAACCUAACCUUUUGGAUACUUCACGGUGCCGCUUUGAUGGUGUUUUGAUUUCAUUGUGGUUUUUAAGAGCAACUUUGAGGAUCCAGUUGAGUUCUAUUAGCAAAGAUAUCAUCAAAACACCUCUUGAUAUACUGAAUUUUUAUGAGUACUAUUUACAUUUUUCAUUAGCUUGGCUUCAAAAAAACUCAGAAGCACUGUUGUAUAUGGUGGAACCAUUCCUGAUUGCACAAUCUAAUGGCCAUAACCCUUAUGACAUUGAUAUGGUUAAUAUGAAGAAACUUAUCGCAAAAGUUGGACAGUUGUUGGCUCAAACAACUUCUUUACCUAGUACACAAAACCUUCAACUAUCUGAACAUGCAGAAGAUAAACUAGAUGCAGAUAUAAAGCAUUCAAUUCCUGAAGAUGAAAGAUGGAAGAUUUUAGGGACCUGCUUGUGGCAGCAUAUGUCUAGAUUCAUUAUAUCAAAUUUGAAUUCAAUUCUUGCCAAACUUGAAGAUGGUAAUUUGUCUGGUCCUUUCCGCAGAAAAUAUGCUUAUGGGGAGUCUUGUAUCAUAAAUAUGGAUUCUGAAAGCCUUAGCUUGCCAGAGAAGAUUCAGAUAGUCUCAUAUAGCCUAUGUGAUCUACUGAUGACAACAGUUACUCACACCUCUUCUUAUCAUGUUAAACAACAUGCAGAAUUUCUGUGGCAAAAAGUAGAGAAUGAUUUGAAUGUAAUGACUCUUGAAUGGUUAAAACAAAAAUCCCAAUUCAGUCAGAACCAAAACCUGAACAUUUUGGAACUGGGUAACAGGAAAGAUUAUUCAGUUCAUCAGUUAUUAUGGGAUCACAUUACCGAUCCCAAAUUGAUAUUUGAUUGCUUUGCACAGGAAAAACUCAAUUGGCCAAGUGAUUUGGAUCAUAUGCAUACUAAAGGGUGGAAUGAUUUGUCUAUGAUUAUGACAGGGCUGCUUAAAACUGAUGAUACAUGUGGUGACGAAUGUAAACUUAGCACUAGAUCUUCUAAUCCUGAAGUUGAGACUCCAGUUAAAGGAACGUCUCUAAAUGGCCAUGCUUUUGCAAGAUCAAACCAGAACGAUAUAACUUCUACAAAUUUUACAUUUUUCCAGAGUCCUAGAGAAAUGUACAAGAGAAAUGGAGAACUUUUGGAGGACAACUUAUGUACAUAUCAAAAUGAUAUUGUUGCUAUAUUUGAGCAGGCAUUGUGUAUGAACUCUACAAAUCGAUGGGAAGCCGCAGUUGCUAGCAACAGGAAGGGUAUAAUGUUCUUUCAUCUGGAAGAUGAGAUUCCGUUUAGUGGUAAAUCAGAUGGUCUUUUGUGGGCCACAGCUGACUGGCCUCGGAAUGGAUGGGCAGGUUCAGAAUCCACCCCUGCUCCAACAUGUGUUUCUCCUGGUGUUGGCCUUGGGAGCAAGAAAGGGGCACACCUUGGGCUGGGUGGAGCUACUGUCGGUGUGGGCUCUUCAGCUUGGCCCAGCAAUGACUUGACAGGUGGCAGAGUAUUAGGAAUGCUAGGUUAUGCUGAUAUUGGUGCCUCUAGACUAGGUUGGGAAAUUCAACAAGAUUUUGAAGAUUUUGUUGAUCCACCUGCCACUUUGGAGAACACAAGUACCAGGGCUUUGUCUAGUCAUCCAAUGAGGCCUUUCUUCUUGGUUGGUUCUAGCAAUACACACAUUUACUUGUGGGAGUUCAACAAAGGCAAAGCUACUGCUACAUAUGGAGUGCUGCCUGCUGCCAAUGUCCCUCCACCUUAUGCCCUUGCAUCUAUUUCAGCUGUACAGUUUGACCACUUUGGACACCGGUUUGCCAGUGCUGCAUUAGAUGGAACUGUCUGCACAUGGCAUCUAGAGGUUGGAGGAAGGAGCAAUGUCCGCCCAACAGAAUCAUCUCUUUGCUUUAAUGGUCAUGCUUCGUAUGUACUCUCUCUUUCUCAACUUGUAGUUGCAAUUGUUGAGAUAUUGAUAGAUAAUUGUACUUCAGCUGAUAUCAGAGAUAUUAUUCAUAUUUCAUUGUGGUGGGGGAGGCAUUUUGCCUCAUUUGUUACCCUAUGUUGUGGUUCUAGUUAUGUCCCAGAAAUGAAUAUCACAAGGGAUGUCACAUAUUUUUCCUCAAGUGGAUCAAUAAUAGCUGUGGCUGGAUAUAGCUCUAAUGGUGUUAAUGUGGUCAUAUGGGAUACUUUAGCUCCACCCACAACUUCUCGUGCUUCCAUUUUAUGUCAUGAAGGAUUGGGGGAAUUGGAUAGAGGAGUUGGAGGGUUAGGAGGUGGUGCACAAACCAUUUCUGUGUCUGAUAAUCAUGUGGGAAGUGGUUCUGUAUCCCCCCUUAUUGUAACUGGUGGUAAAGGUGGUGAUGUUGGAGUUCAUGACUUCCGCUAUAUUGCUACCGGAAAGACUAAAAGGCAUAGGCGUGGUGAUAACAUUGGACAAGGCUCUGUAUCAUCUUUGGCUCGUGACAAGGACCAGAAUGUAGAUGGGAUGCUUUGGUACAUUCCAAAGGCCCACUCAGGGAGUGUCACAAAAGUAGUUACCAUCCCCAAUACCAGCUUGUUUUUAACUGGAAGCACAGAUGGAGAUGUCAAACUCUGGGAUGCCCAGAGCACAAACUUAAUACAACACUGGUCAAAGAUACAUGAAAAACACACCUUUCUGCAACCAAGUUCUCGUGGAUUCGGUGGUGUAGUUCGGGCUGCUGUUACAGAUAUACAAGUUGUUUCCCAUGGUUUUCUCACAUGCGGCGGGGAUGGAACUGUAAAGCUGGUUCGGCUGGACAAUCACCUGCGUGCCCCUUGA